AAACAUUUCAACAUGAAACGAUUCAAUCCGUUUGUUAUUGUUGUGUGCACCUUGCGCGGUAUGACACACCUUUCUCUACACAUCUUGAGCCCCCCACGGACGGCGAGUUUGACAGUUGUUUGUUUUGAAACGGCACCGCGUGGUGUGGUGUUUAUUGCUCGGUCGGCUUAAUUUUCUCAUAAAUUCCCUUAAAAAAACGUACAAAAUCCCUUCCUAACACACGCCACACAUCAAAAUGACGACAACUCCGGUAAAGCGUAAGUUAAAAUCGAACGGUGUUGAGUGUCCAGUGCAGAAGAAGAAACCGAAACCGACCAAUGAAGCGACCGGAGAGAACCACGCGGUCAAGAAACCGAAGAAACCGAAGCAAAACGGAACGCCGGGCGGCGAGUCAUCGACGGAAGCUGCCGGUGGCGCGAAGAAACCGGCCCGAAGAAUGGUGGCGGGAGGAAAAAGUGCGGGGAUGAAACCGAGGGGCCGGCUGGUGUCGCAGGUGUUUAGGAAACGGAACCGCAUCGGGAAACCGAACGGCGGGUAUGUGAAUCCGAACAGCAAGGAGAAAUUGAGUACCAAAGUGGCGGAAAACUUCCGCAAGGAGCUGACUACCGGAACGAUGGCAAUGACUGCCAUUCGAAACUUUCUGCGGGAGGUGUACGAGAACCGGGAAUUGCUUGGGUACUACCUGCGGUGUGGUGGAACGUUGGUGCCGCUGAUGGAGGUUCUGUCCUCCUGCGAGAAGGAAAAGCUGACCGACAUUGCCGACGUGCUACACCUGAUUCAGCUGGUGAUGCUCCAGUGCUUGGAUUACGAUGAAACGCACGCAAAAUACGCCGUCAAGUGUGUCCGAUCGAUCAUGACCAACUACCAACCGGUUGUGUGCAGUCUGCUACAGGAUCAGGGCGAGCAUGCGAUGGCCAGCAAGGCUUCGGCAUUGCGACUCCUGAGGGCGAUCCUGCUCGUCGACGCAACGACACACUGGCGCGAUGUGCUGCGGAUGGUGGACACGUGCUGCGCGAAGAUGACGAUAGCCGAGUACCGGGAGUCGGUCGCCAAGCAGGAGGGCUACAUCGGCAACUCGGUCCGGUCAGCCUUCAUCGAGUUUAACCUGGCGUUUCUCAUCGAUACGCCGACGCAGCUGGUGCGCUUUUGGCUGGCCCGUCCGGCCCUCGUGCACCCGCUGGCUCUGAACCUCGUGUUUGACAGUGCGGAAAACGUGAUUCUGGUGAUGAGCACGCUGAAGAAGUACGUUCUCGACAACCCCGACAUGGACAAGUACAUGUACCGGACGGCCUUCACGACGGACAUCCUCAAGGCGCUGGUCAAAGCGUACGAGUGGGUUGGUCCCGAGAAGCAGAUCACUCUGGAAGGGGCCAAGCAACGUGUGCUGAGCGCGGUGGAAACGUUCGUGCUGCCGCUGCUUACCUCUCGGCGGUACUUUUUGGUGCCCAAGUCGAUUGAGCUGGACCGGGCAAGCCCUCGGUACCGACAGCUGCUGCAGGACCUGAAGCACACUCAGCUAAACGAACACCAGCGCCGGCUCGUGCUCGGUAUGCUCGAGGUGUGUCCCGAGGUGCUGCCAGCAACGCUCGACAUGUACGGCGGCCUGCUAAAGCUAAACUCGGAAGAAGUCCGUACAAUGCUGCAGAGCAUGCUGACGCUGCACAAACCCGACGAGCUGAUCGCGAAACUGGACGAAACCGUUUCGGCUAAAACGCUUGCAACGUUCGUCGUGCAGACCACACUGCCACGCUCGAUGCUCGAGCACAUCAAUGCAGCCCUGGACACGCGCAAGGAGAACAUCCCGCUCUACUUCGAGCUUCUCUCCAUCAUGGUGUCGCGCUGCGAGCAAUACCUGCAGGCGAUCGAGCGCCGCCCGCUGCUGGACCAGUUCGGCCGCAAAAGGGUGAAGGUGGAAGCGAUCAACAAGAUUGUCGCCAUGUUCCCGAGCAUCGAUCGAAUAAUGGGCGCGAUGGCCACGGUACGCGACGACCGCACGAUGAAGCGCCAGGAGCACACGCUCGAGAAGGCGAUGGACAUCCUGCUGGUGUGCAUCCGCUCCUUCCGGGCGUACAUCGAGGCGUCCUCGUUCAUUACCACCUUCCGGGAUAUUCUGCAGCCGGCGUACAAGAAUCCCGUAGUCGAGCGGUACUUCCUCAACUACGAGUUCAAAGCGAUCAAGGUGGUGAUUGCGCUGGAACCACAGAGUGUAUCGUUCAACUCCUCCCUUUUCCCCUCCGCACUGACGCUGCUGGUGAAGGCAUAUCUGCGGGGUGAUGAAGCGACGCGCCUUGAUGCCACCGAACAGCUGCUGACGCUGUUCCGCAACACGGCCCUGUUCGGUAAUCGCGGCACGGAGAUAGAAUUCUGGUUCCAGGCAAUGGCCGACGUGCCGCAGGAGCAGAUGCCCGAGCUGGUAACCUAUCUGGCGAAGGAAGCGGGCAAUGCGGCCACUCAAAUCGGCCACAAAGCGAAAUCAGCGCAGGAAGUCGAUCACAAACUGAUUGACGAUGCGUUCGUGGUAAGCGCAAAGAAGCAGCAGACCGAGCUGGAAGCGUUGUUCGCGCGAGUGGAGCAGGAAACGGACGAAACGGAGACGAUGGCCGGUUCGGAUGCGGCACUGCUUGAUGCGCAGGUAGAGCUGCCGGUGGCGGACAAUUUCUUUACGCACAUGUUCGAUCGUGCGACCAGUCGGCCGCAAAAGUUUCAAAAAUACUUCGAAGCCGUCGUGUUGCGCUAUCUCCACUAUCUGCCCCAUCCCGAGAUUGUGGUUCGUGCGGUGAAAGACCUGAAAGACGGCUGCAUAAUGGGCACGAUGGUCAAGUAUGCGGAGAGCUGGGUGAAGGGGAGCGAGUGUAUGCUGCCGCAAAAGAAUGCUAUUCCAAUGCGCCAGCUCAAUGAAGCGCUGGUGACGAAAAAGCAGUUUUCCUUCAACCCGGCCGACUGGAAACGCAACAAGCGACACGUGCGCGAUGAGUUACUGAAUCUGCUCCAUCAAACCCUGUUCUAUCUCUGCCGUUAUAUUGCAUCGCGCACGCUUACCCCCGAACGCGUGCAACAAAUCAGCAUUCACUGUAAACUGUUGUUGAAACAUCUCCUCGAGCCGAACCUGCUGUCCGGCCGGGACGUUGGCGAGCUGCUGGAGGGCAUCUUUCUGCAGCGGCCGAUCAUCUUCGAGCACUUUACCAUCAUCCGGCACGAGGAUGGUUCGCUGCGCCGGCACGUGUCCGAGCUCGUGUACGAGCUGAUGCAGCUGCUGUGCGAACUUCCGCACUUUGCGAGCUACACCGAGCUGUACUCGAACAAGAUCGUGGCGGAGCUGAUGCAGGUGUCGACGGUGGAAUCGGCGACGCAGCUCGACGAUGAAAUGGCCCACAAGCUGCAGACCAUUUUCAAGCUUAGUGAGCGCCAUUGCGGUACGCUGCUGCGCCACUAUGCGCAACUGCCGGCGGAUGUGUUCGUGGCCGUUGGCAAUCAACGCACCUACCACUACCAGCAGCUGUGUCUUACGCUGCAGCAGCUGAUCGUGCGAAACCGCUGCCGGCAGGACAAUUUCCUUCCGGAGGAAACCGUCCGUGGGCUGGUGCGUGUGUACAUGGAGUGUGGCCAGGCGGAAGGCACCGGUGAAGCGAUCGAGCUGGAAGAGCUGGAGCAAGCACUGCACGGCUAUUUCAGCUUGUUCCCGCACAGCAUCGCAUUCGUGCCGGCCGAGCUGAUGGGUGUGUUCUUCGACAAUGGGCGGCGUAUCAACAAAUCGCUUGUAAAGCUUGCAACGUUCCUGCUGGGCCGUGGUGCCCAGUUUCGUGAGCCCUUCCUGGAGCUGAUCGGGCCAAACACAUCGAAGAAAGAGCUCAUGUACCCGUUGCUCAAUGUUGCCUUCCGGCAAGGUAUCCUUACUGAUGCGAUUGUUGAAGAGAAGGAGGGUAAAACGCUGCUCGGACAGAUUUACGCCACGUUCAAGGGGCAGAUCCUGAAGAUGCUGGAAAAGCCGAACAAGGCAGCCGUUAUUUAUCGCGAAAACCCAAUCGCAAGUCAGCAGCUCGUGCGGCUGUGCAUGCCCCGCAACGAGUGUGUCGAUUUCGCGCGUAAAAAGCUACGCAUCGAGGCGGUCGAAUCGUUCCAGCUGCGCGUGCUGAUGGAGAUCUACGAGGUGGCGCUGAAGGCGGCAGUUGAGGGAGGCAAUGCCAACACGCUGCAAACCAUCUACUGCAACGGGUUCGCUGUGCUGUUGCAGUGCUUUGAGGCACUGUUCCGUUCGGUUUCGUCCGCGCACUAUCUGCUGCAGCAGGAGGCGCAGCUGCAGCGGCUGAACGAACUUGUGCUCGCUGCGUACCGCUGGACAACGCAGGCGACACGCUACCACGAUGCGCUUGGGAAGGUUUCCUACGAGUCCGUCACGAAGGUUGGUCAGUGGACGACGUUUUGCAAGAAUUGUCUCAAGUUUGGAAUCGAAACGGUGCGGCUGGGCGAGAACGAUCGUCGCUUUGACGAGCGGCUGCACGUGCUGCUGAAGCUGAUGGCGCUGCUGGUGCAGCAGUUCUACGCCGAUGGGCAGAAGGAGCAGACGGAGAUCGAAAAGUACUACGACUGGGCACUGUCCCACUCGAACUUUCUGCGCGUGCUGCUAAUGCAGCACCAGUACAAGCCGAAAACGUCGCUCGUGCAGCUGCUGUACGCGCUGGCGAGCAAAAAUCCUGCCGUCGUAAGCGCGAAGCACGUGCCACUGCUGCUCGGUGCGUAUGGGGCGACGCUGACGGAUGCGAAUCGCUACCUGCUGGCGCUGCUGCAGCAGUACGAACGAUCGGGCGUCCAGAUGCACGAGUUCCGUCCGUUCCUGUGGGGCGAAACGGCCAUUAAACACUUUUCGCUCGAAUCGCGCGCAACGGCGCAGGGAGAGGAAGGAGAAGGUGGUGCGGCGGCGAAGCCACAACACUCCUUCCGUACGAACAUUAGCGAGGUGUUUUCGUUGCUGAUGGAGGACAAAAUUAUCAACCUGAUCGAGAACUUCCCCGUUUGGCGCAAGUUGGACGCGUGCUCUCAGCUCCCAGAGACCAACUUUGACGAUUUGCUGGCACAAUCAGACCCAGAAAAACGGGGCCUGCUGGUGGACUAUCAACCGACGUCCCCGGUCGAGCGGUUUGUGGAGCGGACGCGCCGACCUCACGGCAAAAAGGCGUACCAUCCGCACGGUGAGCUGAUGGAACUGCACGCACCGAAUACGGAACUGAACGCGGUCACGUACGACCCGGCCUUCCUGCUGCCGAUGGUGAACUACAUCUACUCGUCCGAACAAGCCGACAUGCUGCGGAAGGGCGUUCGAGCCGGUAUUUUAACCCUGCCCUUCCUGUGCCUUGCCAGCAACGACGAGCAGAUGCGCCUGGCCGCUGGCAGUGUGCUGUUGCGCCUUCGCAGCCACCUGGAGCUAACGAAGCGACUGACCGACACCAAGACGUGGCUCCAUCUGCUCGCCAUCGUGCAGCGCCGGUUCAUCGAGAUGUACGCGACCGCGGCCAGCUACAACGAGGACGUCCACAAGCACGGGCACGUGCCGCGCGCACCCUUCCUGUCGAUGCUGUUCAUCGCCGAGACGGUCAAGCUGCUGCCGAACGUGCUGAGCAAGCUGCACGGCCCGAUGGUACAGUACCUCAUCCACCAGGACGUGUACAACUUCCGCAUGGUGCCGAACUUCCUGCAGCUGUUCAACAGCAACGACGUCGAGCACGAUGUGCAGCGCAUGUUUAUGGUGCGCACGCUGCAGCAGGGCUUGAAGACACAUCGCGACUUUGCGGUGCUGCGCGCCUCCCCCAUCCUGCACGUGAUGAUGGCUUUCCACGGGUCCGCGCUGUCCAAUCGCGAGCUGAACAUGGCCAUCCUGGGACUGCUGAACGCCAUCGCCAAGAUACCGAAGUCGUGCCAAUUCCUGGUGGAUUCGCUCGGGUUCGUCGGGUGGCUGAGCGAGCGGAUCGACGUGAUCGAGAGCUUCGAGUUCGAUACUAUUGAAGCGUUUCUGGGGCUGCUGAGCGACUGCUGGUACUCGAUGCAGGUGAUGGCCUGCACGCACCGGGUCGUCCCUUCCCAGCAGCAUCAUUCGCCCCGCUCGACGGUGUUCUUCCAGCGCGGUAUACUGAUCCUAGUGCUGAAAUUUGUGCCGCUACUGUCGCCCCGUAGCUCGAGCACCACGCUGACGCGGUUCUUGAAUCUGCUGGAAAAGACGACUUCUACACGUCACGGCUACCAUCAUCUGAUGACGCUCGUUAGCGUCGACGUGAUGGAGCAGCUGAUGCAGUACUUCGAGGAGCUGUUUGCGGAGCACAUGUGGUGCGUGCGGUAUGUGAGGCAGUGCGGGACGUUUGCGAUCGACGAUGACGUCACGAUGGGCAGGACGCUGCAGGGUGCCGGAGUGGAUCAGACCACCAUACUGGUGCUGCUUGGGCUGAGGCGGUUUGUGGUGAGCUGGUGCCAGUUCCAGCAGGACGAGUCGGGCAUUGCGGUAAGGCACGAGCUGGAAGAGGUGGACGUAGUGAUGGAAGCAGUCAGCGAGGAAAAUGGUGAAGAGGAAAAAGAGGAGGAGCAGGAGGAUGGAGACAAUGAAGAAGAGGAAACAUAACCGAGCAGCGGGUUGAUGUUGUAGUAAGUGUACAAUUUAUUUCCCUUAUAUUGAUCUAAAAAAUAUAUACAAAUAAAAGAAUGUUAAGAUUUCAA
Messenger RNA from Anopheles gambiae (African malaria mosquito), 6699 nucleotides. RefSeq lists its product as uncharacterized. Bases 236 to 6604 code for a protein of 2122 amino acids. The transcript is spliced from 2 exons. Gene Ontology annotation, cellular component: nucleolus. The record is from RefSeq and is a predicted model, not a curated record. Gene Ontology annotation, biological process: maturation of LSU-rRNA from tricistronic rRNA transcript (SSU-rRNA, 5.8S rRNA, LSU-rRNA); maturation of 5.8S rRNA from tricistronic rRNA transcript (SSU-rRNA, 5.8S rRNA, LSU-rRNA). NCBI's taxonomy places the organism in Eukaryota, Metazoa, Arthropoda, Insecta, Diptera, Culicidae.